Messenger RNA from Moneuplotes crassus, 1666 nucleotides. Lineage: Eukaryota; Ciliophora; Spirotrichea; Euplotida; Euplotidae. The record is from the annotation of a GenBank genome assembly.
AUGGAAACUCGAAACGGCAGUAAUCCAACCCUAGAUAUGACCACUUCUGAAAUCAUAAUUGCUGAUAUUCGUAAAAGGCUGAAGGAACAAGAAAUGGAUAUUACCUUCUACUACUACAACUAUUGGACUGUUGAGGCUGGUAGAGAAGGCACUAGAGAAGAGAUCAUUGUCAAAGAUGUCAUUACACUUGAGAACAAAGAGAAGUUUGAGAAAAUUAUCAAAGAAGCAGUCCACAGAAAUUACGAGGAUGGGGAAGGAGAAUCUGAUCAUGAAGAUAACUGGAUAAAGCCAAACAUUGAGUAUGAAUGCACAUAUGGGAAAGGAGAUAUGUUCGAACCCCUGACUCAUUUAGUCAGAGCAAGGGAGGAUAACAGGUCUGAAGCUGAGACAGAGAGAUUUGUGGUAGAUGAUAAUGCAAGUUAUAUAUCUGAAGACCAUAAGACAGAGAAAAAUUUCUCUCCUCGAUAUACCAUGGAUGAGGACAACUCAAUUAUUCAUAGAAAAGGGCAAUAUCUAGCUAUCAUGUUUUAUUCUUUAUCCUCAGAAUCAUCUCUUGAGGCUCUGCCAAUGCUAGACGAAUUUUUAACUUUAGAGAAUCCUUUCAGAGUUAUUGCAAUCAACCAUGAUGCGGUUGAUAAUCUUGUACAAGGACUUGGCCCAAAAAUAGAGUUGUUUACCAUCCCAUCAACAAAAUUGACACCUUCCAAACUUGAAAAAUACUCUUUACACUCGUUACCCAAGCUUUUAGUUGUGAAUUCUAAAGGAGUUGUAAACUUCUUCGGGAAGCCGUCCAAGUUCAACUUUAAUAGCCUAGAAAGUUAUAAAAAGGAUAUUAACAUGGAUCUCAAUGCUCAAGUUGAUUACUCCAAGGAGAAAUCUAACUUCUUGAAUUUUUACACAGGAAUUUUGGACAACUAUGGCCAGAUUUUUGGCAACUUUAUUGAGUAUAAAAUAGAGUUCAUUGAAAGAACCUGCGCUGCUUAUCUGGAAACAAAAAGUUAUAUAAUUCGCAUUUUUAUAUAUGCAAUUAGAAAGUCACAAGGAGACGCAUACUUCAUAUCCUCCCUCUUUAGAGAAAACACUGGGUCAUGGUGUACUAUCUACGAGACGAUCAAAAUUGAAGAUACAGCAAGUGUAUCCAAAGGGCACAAGUGAAACCAGUGAGGUACUAAACUAGAUCACACACAGUUUAUCUGACUCGAAUGCGAGCAUGCUCAUUUCUGCGAGAAAUGAGUGCAGAAAGAUGUAAAAAAUUUCAAACAAUAUCAUAGCAACUACUUCUGUAGGGCUAUGUGUCAUGGAAAGCAUGCUCUUCUUUGUGUCGCACCUGAUACUAAGACAGAAUAUCUUGACGUUCUCCUCUACAAGUCUCAGACAGUCGUGCCUGAAAGCUUCUAUGAUGAAGAUGAUAUUCAAGGAGAAGAUCUCCAGCAGAACAAAAUUACGGAUUUCUGUGAUUUCUGCUCUAGAGCAAUUAAAAGAAUCGCCUGGAAAUGUCUCAACUGAAGAUCUCUUACUAUAUGAGACAGAUGACGCACAGAGAAUGAUCCUGAAGACGAAGAUGUAUUGGUUGAACAUGAGCUUGAUCAUGUAUAUUUAAGAAUCCUUGAUUUCCAAGAUGUGGUUAUUAAAGAGAUCAAAUCCUAAAUCAAUCCAAAAAUAUUAA